Messenger RNA from Sparassis crispa, 1512 nucleotides. RefSeq lists its product as hypothetical. The record is from RefSeq and is a predicted model, not a curated record. The coding region runs from base 1 to 1512 and encodes 503 amino acids. The transcript is spliced from 2 exons. Lineage: Eukaryota; Fungi; Basidiomycota; Agaricomycetes; Polyporales; Sparassidaceae.
AUGCACCCUGCAUUGCGCAAUGAGGACAUCCUGCGAGAAAUCUUCUCGCACUUUUACGUGCAAGGCGAUAAGCUUUCGAAUCGAAGAAGCCUCGCGCUGUCUGCGCGUGCCUGCAGAUCGUUCUCUGAGCAUGCGCCGGACACUCUGUGGAGGGAGCCUCCUAGUAUACUACCCAUCCUCAAAAUUUCGUUCGUGCAAGUCAACAUGCCUGAUGGUCAACAACAAUAUUUUCUCCAGGGACUUGUACCCCAGGAUGAAUUAACAAGAUUCUGCACCUAUACACGGCGCGUGCGAUAUCUGAACUACGUCGCGCUCCACCACGAAAACAUUGCGCCUUCCGUGUUCCCGCUGUUGAGCCAACUGGCAGGAGGAUCACCACUUUUUCCGUCCCUGCGCUUGAUAAAUUGGGAACAGCCGGAUUCAUUCGAAACAGCACUGUCGGCAUUUCUGUCUCCGUCGCUCCAGGCAUUGAGUGUGGCUAUAUCUUACACUAAACAAAUCGGAGUCGAGGGUCCUGCUAUUGAAAUACUUAUUUGCAACUUCGUGAUCCAGGCGCCGUCCUUGGAACUGUUGACGAUUCAGAAUAUACGUACCUCUGCAUUGCUGCGACAGAAUCUAGUGCAUUUCAAGCGCCUUCGCUCCCUAACCAUCACGGCCCCUCUCACUGCACCACAGGUCACGGAUGCAUUGACCCAAUUGGAGAACCUCAAUGAUCUCACCAUUACUCUCGAGGGUUCAGAGGUGGAGCCCAGCGACACCCCUCAUGCCAGCUUCCAUUGCCUGCAGCAGUUAUAUAUUCACCGAGGAACCGCUUCUGGCAUCCUGCACAUUCUGCAGGCUGCAGGCUCCUCGAUACGCCUGGACACAGUGUCGGUCGAAUGCUUUCCUCUGACUACGGAAUCAUCGUCUGUAUUCCGCAAGGCGCUCCAGUGUAUCUCUUCAACUCCUUCGUUGCACACCAUUUGCUUUCAGGGCACGUCGAGUACACGAUUUCCAGCAGAUACCUGCUUUGUCGACAUAUUCCAUCCUCUGCUCAACAAUCAUUUUCUUAAACGUGUCACCUUGACUUUUUUUUAUCUCUCGGACCCGGCUUUCAAAUUUACAGACAACGACUUAACAGAAAUGGCCAGAGCAUGGCCACGCCUUGUGGAUUUUGAGAUUUUCCCUGGUAUCACCGAUGUCAUUCCAUCCAUCUCUAUCGCCUCUCUUUAUGAGCUAGCCUACCACUGUCCAGAACUCGAGCGGAUAUCGAUCCUGCACCCAUUCACGCCAAUAACUACGGAAACAUUGAUGACUGUUCCUACUCUGACCCAUCAACUACGAAGGCUGGAGAUCGAGGAUUUGUGGGACGGCACUCUCGCGGAUAGACUGCGAUGUGCAUACUUUGUUGACCGUAUCUUCCCCAACCUUUUCGAACUUUUCUCCGAUACAGAUUGGGAAGGGCCCAAAUUAAGCGAACUCAUUUUGAAAUUCCAAUCCAUCCGGCGAGCACAAAUGGCGGUCAACCCUUGA